Messenger RNA from Linum trigynum, 1703 nucleotides. The record is from the annotation of a GenBank genome assembly. NCBI's taxonomy places the organism in Eukaryota, Viridiplantae, Streptophyta, Magnoliopsida, Malpighiales, Linaceae.
CUUAAGCACGACAUUGUUCUCAAUGGAGGAUAGAUAAGGAUGGUAGAACGAAGUUACUAGAUCAAGUGUGAAUGAUGGUGAACGGGGUAGGCAGUGCAUUCUAGGAGGAAAGUAGAGAAAGAGCAGUCGGAACACAAACACCACACAAAAUCUCACAAAGGUUGAGUUAUUGACUCUAAAAUCAAAGAAGAAAACUGACUCAACCGAGGAGAAAUAGGGAAAGAAAUGCAAACCGACUUGUUGGGAUGCCUCCCAACAAGCUCUUCUUUCACAUCGUGAGCCGGAUGUUGGAUCCUAAGUUUCGGUCCAUGUUAGAACCUCUUUGAAGUUGAGGUUCUCAUCUAUGAGGUGGAGUCUCAAGUCACGAGCAGGUGGUGUGGCAGGUGAUGAAGGCUCGUGCACUUGAUGCAGAUGAAGUCUCCACCCUCGAGACCUCUUCUUUGUUUCUUCUCUUGUCUCAUUGCCCCAAACCAAAUAUAACCGUAUCGACUGACCACCAUCGCGUCCACCAAGAGGGACCGAUGUUGAUGUGGCCUUGUUCUGGCAAAGAGACACUGCAAAUGGGUCCUUGCUAAGCAGUUCCUCGAAGUUUGGUGGGGAUAUUACUUGUAUUAUAGGGCCGGUCAAGCCUCUUCCACAUCAACUUCAUCCUCAGCCUGGACACCACUCGCUUCUUCAACCCCCCUUCCUUCUACAAAAUGUGGUCUCUCUUCUUGGAAAAGAUCAAGAACUAUCUCUUCUUUGCUUUCUUCCUCAUCCCCCACAACUUCUUUCCUCACCCUUUCUCUCUCUUCUUCUUCCAUAACGGAUUGGAGAGCAAGUCGCCAUGUAAGGUUCUCAAUAAGUUCAGCUUCCAUCUCCUCGCUCGGGCCCAACAUGUCGGAGCGGAAAUGGGGAAAGUUGUGAUCUACCACCAGAGGAUACACUUGAUCAUGAUUAUUAUGGGAGCUUUCUGUGACAAAUUAUGUAUGCUCCUCAACAUCCUCAUGAUUGCCUUCUUCUUCCUCCUCCUCUACUUGUAUGGCAGCAUAAAGGUUGUCUUGAGAAAACUGUGCACAAGCUUUCUCAAUGACCUCUAUGUGCUUCUUUAUGCUCCAAAGGGUAUCCUCUGUUUCAUGAGGAAAGGAGAAGUCAGUUUGGGCAAUGGCCUGGAUAUGAGGAUCCAUCUUGGGAAAGGAUCUCUCAGGUACUCGAGCAAUCUGCUCCACGAGAAGCCUCAAGUGAUAGUUUGGAUCUGGCUGUGGAGUGUAGCAUGGAUCUGCCGGAUGGCCCGUGAGGGCUGUGGCUAAAUCAAGAUUUGAUGGCCCUUCUGGUUAUGGGAGGAAUUCUUCUUGAUAAGGAGGUUGUUCUUGAUAUACCCAGGGGUCUGAUUGUUCUCCGUAGUAAGAGGGUUGGUACUGGAACCCAAAUCCAUAGUCUUCUUCUCCUUGAUUGCUUCAGGAAAUCUCGGGGUAAUACCACUCAAAUAGUGGUGGAUACCCCCACUGGUUGGAGAAGCCAUUAGGAUCCAUGAUUCAGAUCUGCACCAACAAAAACAAAAACACCCAAGUGAAAAGCAAGGGUGAAAAGAAAAUGCUAAAGUAACAAACUUCUGCCUUUCCUAAUAAUCUAAAAAGUCCCCGACAACGGCGCCAAAAACUUGACACACUAAAACACAACACCUAACAAUGGCCAAGUGUAACCAAUGAAAGGGACUGCAGUAU